AUGCUGUCCUCCAUCCUCACCUAUCUACCGCCACUGGUACUAGCUAUAUUCGAAGCUCGACGCGGGUCGCAGCAGACGUUCUUCAAGUUCACCCAGUCAGGAGCUUGGGUCGAGAACUUGGCCGUACGCUCCAACGGCGACCUUCUGGUCACCCGUUUCGAUGCACCUGAGCUAUGGAGCAUCAACACAUCGACCAAGGAGGCAACCAAGGUCGUCGCGUUUGACGGCGACCUACAGACUUCCGGGAUCACAGAAAUAGCCGACGACGUAUUCGCCGUGAUAACGGGGAAUUUCUCGAUGGCCACCGGCACCACGGUCGGGUCAUGGGGUGUCCAGAAGGUGGACUUCACGACCGGCAGCAACACACCGGAGGUAUCUACCAUCAAGACGAUGCCCGAGGCAGAGUUCCUGAACGGCCUCACGGUACUCGACGAAGACACCCUCCUAGUCGGCGACAUGCAACGAGGCCUAAUCUACAGGCUCACCAUCUCGACGGGGGAGUACGGCAUCGCGGUCCAGGACGCAAGCAUGGCCCCUGUUGCCGACGCGCCCAUCGCGGCCGGCGUCGACGGGCUGCGAUACCACGACGGCUUCGUGUACUUCACCAACAUAUUCGGCAAGACGCUCAACAGGAUCCCCCUCGACACCACCGACAAGGCGACGGCGGGUGUUGUGGGAAGCGUCUGGGGCCUUGCCGAAUACUCAUUGGGCGCCAUCGAGAACAUCUGGCAGGGCACAUCGGCGGACGACCUCACGUUCGGCGCUGAUGGUAGCAUGUACGUUGCUACGAACUCGGACAACGGCGUCGUAAGGAUCACUGCGGAUGGGAAGAGGAAAGAGAUUGCCUCCGUGACUGGCAGUACGUCUUGUGUGUUUGGCCGGACCGAGGCGGACAGGGAUGUGCUCUAUGUUGCAGGCAGCGAUGGGGCUAUCACCUCCAUUCGCAUUUCGAGCUGA
Messenger RNA from Anthostomella pinea, 957 nucleotides. The record is from the annotation of a GenBank genome assembly. Lineage: Eukaryota; Fungi; Ascomycota; Sordariomycetes; Xylariales; Xylariaceae.